UAUUUUUACGCGUCACAACUUCCGCGCAAAGCAAAUUAUUUCUAAUUAUCUUAUAGAAACGUUUGUGUCAUACUUUUACAGUAAAGUCCAGAUUUAUUCGCGUGGAGGAAGUUGCUCACAGUUUUUUGUGAUUUAGGUGAAUCAUCCCCUGAAUCAUUGCGCAGUAGUUCAUGCGCCAUGCCAGCAAAACCUUCGCGCGCGUCGAGAUUUUUUUCUUUUACAGCAGCAGUAAUUCACAGCUUUAUCAUAUGAACUCCAAAGUUCAGCCCAAUGACGGAGGAAAACGCACCGAGAGAGCGAGGUGAGGGAGGUAGGAGGGAUGAAGGCGCUUUUCUUUCCAGUUCCAGUCUGUCUCGCCAUCGUUUGGUGAUUUUUUCCCUGCGGAAAUCAGCCUGGAAUGAAGAGGACUUCCCUGCUCAUCGAUCCGUUCACGAUGUUUGCAUUUUCAACAGUCGAGCAACGAGGACUGUUGCUGAAGAUAGAGCACUGGUCCAACCGUCACCAUGUUCUGCUUUAACCUGUCAAACCCAUACUGGUUCAACUUUUUAAAGCCAGAUCUUAGAUUUUAAAGCAGUCCUGACCAACAUCUGUCCUGAAUGUGAUGGGAAGAGGUCAUCACCUCACCUAACAUGAUGGAAUCUGGUCUGUCACCUUUCAAAGACUCUCUGGACCUCAACACCAGCAACAGGAGCUGGAGUGGCUUUCUAAGGCACAAUCACACCGAGCACCUUCAUUACCACUUCCACAACGUCCUUCUGGGAGUCUCUCUGGGACUCCUUUCUCUUCUCACCAUCAUAAUGAACCUGCUUGUCCUCUAUGCUGUGAAGAAAGAAAAGAGUCUCCACACGGUGGGGAACCUGUACAUCGUCAGCCUGUCGGUGGCAGAUCUGAUCGUCGGGACGACGGUCAUGCCUCUGAACUUGAUGUAUCUGUUGGAGGAUGAGUGGAAGCUGGGACGGGCGGUGUGCCAGUUCUGGCUCAUCAUGGACUACGUGGCCAGCACAGCUUCUAUCUUCAGCUUGUUCAUCCUGUGUUUGGAUCGGUACCGCUCGGUCAGACAGCCUCUCAAAUACCUGAAAUAUCGAACACGGGGAAAAGCCAGCGCGAUGAUCUCUGGAGCCUGGCUGCUGUCGAUGAUGUGGAUUAUUCCCAUUUUAGGAUGGAGGUCUUUCGCACGGGUCGACCUGAAACCCGAGGAGGAGAACAAGUGUGACACAGACUUCCGUUUUGUCACGUGGUUUAAGGUCAUCACGGCUGUUUUCAACUUCUACGUACCCUCGAUUCUGAUGCUGUGGUUUUACACAAAUAUCUACUUGGCUGUGAGGCAGCACCUGAGAGACAGAGAGAGAAUCAUUCACCCAGUAGAUUCAUUUGGGGAAAAUGAGAUUGGAGGAAAUGCUCCAAGCUCUCAAAGAAAUGACUCCAAAUCACCAAAGAUUGAAAAUGACAUGUCAAUAAAAUCAUCCAAAAAAGAGCGACUGCUGGACCAGAACACUCUUGACCAGACCUAUUCUCUUGAGGAUGCUGAUAAAACCAAAGGCGCUCCAUUCAGAGCUCACAGGAAAAUAGGUGUUAAGUGCCAACAGACGUCACUGCUUACCAUGACAACUAAACGACUCCGAAUGGCACGCAGAGCUAAAACCUGCUCUCUGUCUCCUGAAGAGUUGAAACCAGAAGCUGAGAUUCCCCUGAGCCAACCAACAGCACCGCAGGAUGUGACAUGCUCAGGUGGGAACAAUGAGAACAAACUUCAAGCCUCUUUAAAUGAAUGCCACGUCACAGUGCCGAACUCAGUGAGCGGCGUGUGUGGUAGCAGCCAGGUGUCGGAUGUUCAGAGAUACACAUCUGUGCUCUACGACAGCUACGAUCCCAGCCAAGCUCUGCCAUGGCCUGAGGAAGGAGCAGAAGAUGCUACAAUAGAUCCAGACAACCCAGUGACUCUCAAACAAGCGUGGCACAGGUUUAUCGACCAAUCACGACACCGUAUACAGAGUCUGAGGAUCCAUAAGGAGCACAAAGCAGCCAAGCAGUUAGGUUUCAUAAUAGCUGCUUUCCUACUGUGUUGGAUCCCCUACUUCAUCGUUUUCAUGGUGAUGGCAUUCUGCCCAGAGUGUGUGCACCACGAUCUUCACAUGUUCACCAUAUGGCUCGGCUACAUCAACUCCACACUGAACCCUUUUAUAUAUCCGCUCUGCAACGGAAACUUUAAACGGGUCUUCAAAAAUAUUCUGAAGAUGAAUCUGUGAGAACAAAGGGAAAACCAGCAGGAGUCUUGGGGUUUUCUAAGUGUAAAUACAACCUAAAUACAUGUUUCGGUCAUAAUGUUAUUUAUUGUACAGCCUGCACCCUUUUUUAAAUUAUUUUUGUAAACUGCUGUUUGACUUAAAGUUUAAUUUCAAAAAGGAAAUCUCAGCCUACUGUUAUUAAUUCUGUCUGUUAUGGUAUUCGUUAUGUUUUUUAGCCAGAGGUAGUUUAAGUGUAAAGAACUGUAAAUAGGAUCAAGGCUUUUAAAAGACAGCGCCUGAGAUCAAACGAGUAGAAAUGAAGGUCUUGAAGGAACGUCCGUUACCAAAAUCCUCUCAUGCUGAAGUAUAAACUAUUAUCUUGUGUUGAUAAACGAUGGAGUGUACCACUUAGGGCUGGGUGAUAUGGUCUAAAGCAUUAUGGUACAUUGAGGACUUCACCUCGAUAACGAUAAUUGGACGAUAACUACAAGUAUGUGCAAAAACAAAGUUGUCCACUAGAUGGGGUUGUCGUGUGUAUUACUUGGAUUACUUUGGCCUAGUCCACACAUAGCCGGGUUUUUUUGAAAACGAAUAUCCGCCCCUCCAAAAACUUGCAUCCACACCACCGCGUUUUAAAAACAAACUCUGUCCACACGUACCCGGAUAAAUACGUUGUUAAGGACAUGCCAGACCUGUAGGCGGCAGUACUUCCCCCGUUCUUAACCUCGUCCUUCGUCUGUGGUCUUCAGCAAGGAGCAGUAAUUCCGCUUGCAAAAACAAACAAGCAGAAAGCGCUUGGACAAUUGAUGGAUCGGGUAGUGACAGAGCACAGCUCUGAGGGCUUCCAUGAUGCCGGCUAGUGUAAACACAGGUCGCAGACGUGAUGUCAGCAUUUUUUGUCACGGAAAGUGACGUUGCGGACCUUAAAACUCCGGUUUUGUCCGUCCACACGCAGAAACCCAAAACGGAGAAAACGCAGACCUUCACUUUGGCCAGAGUUUUUAAAAAGAUCAGUUUUCGUGUGAAAAAACUCCGUUUUCGUGUGGAUGACAGGCCAAAAUGUAGAAAAAUAUCUACGUUUUGGCAGAUGCCCGGCUACGUGUGGACAGGGCCUUUGAUUCACGUUCAUGUGACUGGAGGUGGUACAGCUUCUUAAAGGGACACAAAUGUCGCCAGCCCACACACAUCUUUCCAUUUUUUUCAUUACAGAAUUUAUUGACAUGGGAAAAAUGAUAUCAGUUAGUUAGAAGAUCCCAUAAUGAUACAUUUUAGAUUUAUUGCUCCGUCCUGGUACCGCUCAAUGCUUACCGCUCAAUGCUUGUGAUGGAGAAGAUGCUUUACUAUUACAACACCAAGAUUUAGCAUAACACCUGUAGUCGUUUUUGUGUCGGCCAUCUUGAUUUGGAUUGGUCCUGCAGGGUUUUCUUUGCUGUUUGUGGCAUUUCAUUGACCAAGGAUAUGCCUGUAUCAAAAAGCAACUGUGCCACUAGGAAGCCUUUGGUCAUUCAAAAGUGGUCAGCCUAUGGCGGCAUUAUAGUGCGAUCAUGUUUUUCAUGAACGAUUACGUGUUGGCGGGAUAAAAGAGAUGUGGGGGUGGUGUCCACUAGGGAUGUGAAUCUUGGAGCAACUCACAAUUUGAUUCGAUUCUGAUUCUUGGGGUGCCGAUUCAAUUCAGAAUCGAUUCUCGAUUCUCAAUUUAAAUCGAUUCACAAUCAGUUUUAACAAAGAGUGUCAGCUCCAGGAUUAACUACUUUGUUAUACAAGUUAGUUAAAGCUAUGGGACAUUUUUAUUUGCUCCAAAAAUGCAAAUUUACAAUGUAAAAUAAAGUGAUUCUAAAACUGUAAACAGAAGCAAUAUUUUGACCAAAAGGCAACAUUUAUUUUUGCUUACCUUGUAAAAUAUAACAAAUCCGUAGUUACCUAACAGUAGCUUUGAAAGUAAUAUGGUCAAAUACUUUUCAAGUAUGUGUAGAAACAAGUUACACGAGUAAUCCUGAGUACUCAUUUAUCAACUUAGAAAAUAAAUAUGAGAAUUUCUCAAAUUUCUGAGUAGGGAAAAAAUUACAUUCAAGUGCCCUCUUAUCAGCAGAUUCAAACAUAAAUCAUCUCAAUUUAUGGGACCACAAAAGUAAACUGACUCUCCUAACAAAGAUUAAAAAACAGACAAAAGUGCAUCUCGAACCUGUAACAUGCCAAAUAUUUGAGUUCUUGGGAUCGAUUCUGAACCUUUGUGAAUCGAUUCUGAAUCUUUAUAAGAAUCCCGAUUCAGACUUCAAUCAAUUUUUUUCAGCACCUCUAGUGUCAACACAUCCCUUUAGCUAGAAUGUAACUUCUUUUUGAUCCCAAUUUAAGCCACACUCCUUAAGUUGUUUUCACAAGCUGUUCCAAACCGUGGCUGUCCUUCAUAGUCCCUGUCUGGUGAUCUGUGCUGCAGCUCUACUAGCCAGAAGUUCCCAGAUCUCUGCAUCGCUCCAGUUUGCCGUCUCAGCUGAUACCAUUUACAAAUGCGAAAGGGACUCAUGUUCACUAGCGUUUUUAAUCCUGCUGCUGGCUGGGGUUUGCGGACAUUCCACACACAAUCAUGAUAUCACCCUCUGUUGCACGAAGGUGUUAUGUUAAUAUUACUAUCAAGCUUGGCGGCACAAAUGGUGCAGUAUUACCCUGCUAUGCUGCCAAGGUGUGUCUUUUGAAAACAGCUUAGCUGCCACCAUAUCAAGUUUGGGUUGAGUUGAUGUAAAAUUCACUAGGUAUGUAUAUUGGAAGUUUUAAUUUGAAUUCAAGAGAUGAUUUUUUUCUAAAAGGAGAACAACGUUGACCCCAAAAGUUUACUUUUUCUAUGAUCUCCCAUGUUCAGUGUUAGUGCUCAGAGUGUGUAAUUAGGGACGAGUCUCUGAGACUCUGUUACUGCUUAUGAACAUUAAAGGCUUCAAGUUGACAGCAAACAGAAUUUCUACUUUUUAUGUGGAUAAUGUCUGAAUGAUACAAUAUGGAACACUGAAAGAAAAAUAUUAAGUUCUGCUACAUUUGUGAGAAAGUCUGUGAUUUGUGACGCGUUUGUCACAACUAAAUAAAAAUUCUAGUAAUUAUUUUUUAUUUCAGUUUUUGAAAAAACAAAAAAGUAUUAACAUGUGGUUAUUGAGGUUUUAUCUAUCUUGAAACUGUGUUAAAACAUGUUGAAAUUCACAAAAAUUGCAGUUUUUAGCAAUAACAGACAAUGGCAAAGUUACACUGGGCAUUGCCCUUUGUUUACUAUCAUCAUAUAGAACUACUGUGAAGUGUGAAGCUUGUGCAAUCAAAGUUGCCUUUAAAAUUUUCGGCUACACAGAUGCAAUUUUCAAAUAACCAGAUAAAUCAGAAACACAUUUUCACACAGUGACCCUAAAUCUGUUGUGUCUUUUGCUUCUUCAUACAAAAAGUCUGAGUCAAAAACUAAUAUUUCUCUGUUGAUGUCCAAGUUGUUUACAAUUUCAUUUUUGAUGUAGCAUCUGUUUUAUUAGCCUAAGAGUAGCAGUUAAUAUGUUUAUAAUCUGAGAUUAUUGCGACAGACAUGUACAAGAUCAGCAGAUUGUGCCUUUUGCUAAAAAUUAUGAAUGAAAUUUAGGGACAAAUAUUUAAAAACAUCUAUUCGAACCAAUAUUUUCUCAUAUUUUAUUUGCCACUUUUAGAGGAAAGCUGCUGUACCUCAAUUUGUAUUCAGUUAUUUGUAUCCAGACUGCAAUAUUUGUGAAACUGGAAAAAUUAGAAUAUGUUGCAAAAGUCCAUUUAUUUCAGUAAAUCAGCUUAGACUGAGAGACCAUCUAAAGGCUCAGGAACCCUUUGCAGGUGCUUCGGAUUCAUUAGCUGGUUAGAGUGUGACACUUUGAGUUUAGAAUAUUGAGCCUUUUCACAAUAAUUGUCAGAGAUUUUUGGAUUUGGGGUUUUCAUAAACUGUAAGCCUUAAUCAUCACUUAUAUAACAACUAAAAGCUUGAAAUAUCUGGUUUUGUAUCAGAUGUUGGUUUUAAGAUGAAUUACUAAAAUAAAUGAACUUUUGCACCAUGUACAAAAUUUCCAGUUUCACCAGAAGAUCUAAAUUAGCAGGAAUCCAUGGAAAAUGUGGUGUCCUGAAAACUCAUAACCAAAUCUAACCGAUCAGAGGCAGAAUGGAAAGGUGUGUUAAAGUUUUUAGACUUCUUUAACUAACCUUUCAUAACGUGAAUUGUGUUUUAGAAUAAAAAGACUAAUUUUUAUUUGAAUGAAGACUUUUAAUUGGUAUUCUGUCCCCCCAUUGCUCUAAUGUUAAUGUGAGUUUUUCCUUUUUUAAAUAUUUUUUAGAGAAUUAUAAUAAAGUUCUGUAGCUGUC
Nothobranchius furzeri (turquoise killifish) is the source of this 6566-nucleotide messenger RNA. The record is from RefSeq and is a predicted model, not a curated record. Lineage: Eukaryota; Metazoa; Chordata; Actinopteri; Cyprinodontiformes; Nothobranchiidae.